Molecule: messenger RNA, 3782 nt
Organism: Lucilia sericata (common green bottle fly)
Lineage: Eukaryota; Metazoa; Arthropoda; Insecta; Diptera; Calliphoridae
Gene: SWIP
Product: WASH complex subunit 4
Exons: 8
Coding region: 141-3593 (1150 amino acids)
Biological process (GO): endosomal transport; endosome organization
Cellular component (GO): endosome; WASH complex
Source: RefSeq, a predicted model, not a curated record
GAAAACAGCUGUUUAAUUAAAAUUAUUUUUUUGUAUUUUUGUUUAUUAUUUUCCAUCGCUUUGUUUAUCACAUUACAAUAACAAUUUUCAUUAAUUUAUACAUUUUGGCAAUUACAAUUAAUAUUAGUCAACCAUUAAAAAUGGAUCACAGCACAAUUAUCUCAUCAGCCGAAGAACAAUUACGAAAUUAUGGUAUCUUCUUAGAUGGACAUGAUAAGAAAUUAACAAAAAUUCUCAAUAAUAACCAAGUAGCGAACAAAGAGCGUCCCCUACUAAGGGAACCCUUAAUACAGAUUGAUUAUGCUGCCCAGGAGGAAGAAUUCAUGUUGGUUAAGCUAUUAGAAUCGGAAAGAAUGCUUAAUAAGGUUUUACUCACCUUUGGUCAUUUGUGUGCUGAAAUUGAUGAUAUCAGUCGGGAGGCCAAAGAAAUGCAAUUGAAAUUUUUGUUCAAAGAUGAAGAGUUGCUGGUCAUUAUGCAGAAUAUAGUGGAGGGAGAAAAUGAAGGGGAAUUACCUAGUAGGAACAGUAGUGUUAAUAACAACAAUAAUAUGGUCAUGUUGAAAAUGAGUGAAUCCAUGGAAUUUUUAUGUCAAAUGCAAUUUUUACUACAACGUUGCAUAUUGUUGGGCAAUAAUUUGCUACAUCAAUGUGGUGCUGUGUUGGCACAUGAAAAAACUUCAACGGGAGUAGAAGUGAAGUUGGUGCACAUUUGCGAUUAUUUAUCGAAUUUGUUCAUGAACAUUUUAAUUUUUGAUGAGAUUUUAUAUCGUUCCAAUUUCGCUCGCUAUUGGCCAUCUUACAAGAAAACUAUAGAAGCCAUUACACAAAGUGGCAACUCAUGGGAUAAUUGCACUACAUCGGAACUUAAUGGUUUAAGAAAUUGUUUACAGGAAUUGGAUUUCCUAUUUACCGGGUGUAUAUUUAGGCACUUUCUCGACAGUACGUUUAGCAUUAAAGAGAAGAUAGGACCCCAAGGAGUAGGUCAUUUAAGCCAACAAUUCAAUGAAUAUCUAAAACUACAACUACAAGAAAUCGACAAAACAAAUCCCAGUGAAUUGAACGCCUUUAGUGAUACGUACAACAUAAUAAAACUCAACGCCUUUUGUGUAGUAUUCCAUGACUUUUGUGGACAAGUCGAUACAAAAUCCCUUAAACUUUUAAUUGAAUUAAAUGGCAAACAUCAAGCCAUUAUGCUUAUUGGUAAUAUACCUUGGUCUUCAAGCGACUUUUUACGUAAAAAUGCUUUAACUCUUAUUAAAACACAUGAAAAACUGCUAAUGGAUUUCCGACGACAACAGCAAUUAUUUCUACAACAUCAUGGUCAGAAAUUGACAAAAGAUUGUCGUUUAUACUGCAGUGAAAUCAGUCUGUGGGUAUUAAAAAUUGAAAAGACUUUAAGUUGUGGACCCUUCGAAUUGCGUAUCGAACAAUUUAAGGAGCUGACAACAUUAUUGGUGCAGGGAAUGCGUACUUCAGGCCAUUUAAGUUAUUUAAUUAAGGGCAUAGUAAAUUCCCAUGAAAAUCUACAAAUACCCAUGACUAAGCAAACUUUAUUAUCGAUUUGUAAACUUUUGGAAAUGUUGAAAAUGAUUCAAUUAAGUUUUAAUGAACAUGCCACAAACAUUGCCAAAGUAAUACAUUGCAUUUUACAGUAUUUUCAAUAUAAAGUUUUGCAAUUGAUUAAUGCCUGCAAGAAAAAAAUCAUCUCCUCCAAAUUACGCGAUAAAAGUGUUGAUGCUCUAGCUGCUUUAAAAAUAACCGAACGUUGUCUUCACGGACCUCCGAGUAAAGUUCGUAUUUUGGUGGCUAAACUAGCUUUUGAUGCUUCCAGUGCUAAAUAUAAGAUUUUGUCAAGUGAACAACAAGAACGUUUUCGUAACCUUAUUAAACGUAUAGAAUUGAUAAGCGAUUUACAGGAUAACAUACACGAAAUGUGUGAUACUUCAUUCCUGUUUUGGCAUCAAUCGAUUUUGCGAGCUUAUCUUAAACAAAUUGUAGAUAAAAAAUUAGACUUUAAUUCAUUCCAGCAUCUCAUACAAGCCUCUACUGAAUGUGGCAAUACUUUAAAUUUCCUUAAUCUCAAAGAUUUAAAUCUUUCCAACGAUUUACAAAAAUCCACUUAUGAAAUUAUACGUUCUGAGAUUAUUAGUAAGUUAUGUGCUCAAAUUGAAAUAUUUUUGCGUUUAGAAGUUCACGCCAAUCUGCAAGUUGAAAAAAUGAAUCCCUUCGAACAGGGCAUUAAUGAUUAUAAGGAACUGAUAAAUGUUUGCCCUUUGCAAGUGAAUGGCAAUUAUGUGAUCUUAAAAGAUCACAUAGAAAAUUAUUUGAGUGCCAUGUUUUAUAACUUAACUACCAUAUCAUUGCACGAUUGGAAAACCUAUGAAGAAAUGAGACAUUUAGCCAAUUAUCGUUUAUUACUUCAUCCCGUCGAAGAUUAUUUACCCAAUCAAACCUUGGAACAGGGUAUAGAUAUUUUAGAGAUUAUGCGUAAGAUACAUAUCUUCGUUUCGAAAUAUGUUUAUAAUAUGAAUUCGCAAAUAUUUGUGGAACAACAAAGUUCGAACAAACAUUUGGACACCAUAGGUAUACGACAUGUGGCGAAUUCUUUGAGGACUCAUGGCACCGGUGUUAUAAAUACCACCGUAAAUUUUACAUAUCAGUUUUUAAGGCAAAAAUUCUAUACAUUUUCACAAUUUCUAUACGAUGAACAAAUUAAAGCUCGCCUAAUGAAGGAGCUGAGAUCAUUUGCGGAACGCAAACAACAGGAUGAAUAUCCUUUGUAUCCCUAUGAACGGGCAGAUGCUUUUAAUAAGGACAUUCGCAAAUUGGGUUUAGCCAAUGAUGGUCAAACGUAUAUGGAUUUGUUUAGGAAAGUCAUUACUCAUGUUGGCAAUGCCAUGGGUUAUAUCCGUUUAGUACGUUCCGGCAGUAUACAUGCCAAUUAUAGCGCCAGUUUAUAUUUACCCAAGUUUGAUGAAAACUUAAAAUUUGUAUCCCAAUGUAAAGAGCAGCAAUUGAGUGAUGAGGUACAAAUGGCUGCCGGCAAUGUUGAAACAAAUAUUCAAAAUUUAGCAAAAAGUUUUGCAGAUAAUACGGAUUACUUCAAGCUUCUCGUUGAGGCCUUUCAGCCCUUCUUUCGCAAUCCUCACAAUUUACACUUGCGUAAUUUCUACCUAAUUGUUCCUCCCCUCAUCAUGAACUAUGUGGAGUAUAUGCUGGCAGUUAAAUCUAAAAUAAAUAAAAAAGAUCGCGAAGAAGCCGUUCUUUUCGAUGAUGGUUUUGCCGUAGGUCUAACCUAUAUACUAAAGCUAUUAAAUCAAAUCGGAGACUUUAAUUCGCUCGAGUGGUUCUCAACUGUACGUGAACGUUUUGAAGCUGAAAGACGAAAAAUAAAAGAAAUGUUAUUGGAGAUUAAUAGUGUUGCCAAUAAUACGGCCGCUAGAACAAAUACAAAUACUGCAGCCAAACAGGCGAGUGAAAAUGAAAAACUACAGCAAACAUUAGUGCUAACGGAAAGACGUAUCAAUGCUCAUCAAAUGGAAUAUAAUUUAUUGCGUUAUAAUUUGUGCAGUGCUAAGAUAUUUUUUCAAUAAGUGAAAAAAAGAUGAAAGUAAGUGAAAUUUUAAGCAUGUUAUUAAGUUUUGAACGAUUAAAAAAGUUUAUAUUUAUAUUAAAAACUAAUAAUCUGUAGUUUUUGUACAUAAUGUGUAAAAAUAGAUCUCAAAAUUGGACAAUUUUUGAUAUAAUUUGAAAAACUAAUAAAUACACAGUUUUCUAGCCAA